Molecule: messenger RNA, 2460 nt
Organism: Penaeus vannamei (Pacific white shrimp)
Lineage: Eukaryota; Metazoa; Arthropoda; Malacostraca; Decapoda; Penaeidae
Source: RefSeq, a predicted model, not a curated record
AUGCAUGCCCGUGCUGGUAUCCAGGGAAAGGAUAGGUGUUACCCUGGCUUUUUCGUGAACGCUACCGUGCCUAACGUAACGCAGCAAGCCAUCUGUUUCGGCCAGCUGGGAGGCUGGGUUCUUCAGAGUGACUUCGUGGACUGCGAAGUGGCACCAGUCUGCAACGCAGACGUCCUGCAGAACAUCGAACCUAACCUCAUGCUGAAGAACGACUCUACGGCCGAGUCCUUCCACCUGAAUGGGAGCAUCACUUUUACCUGCCCGGAACCCAUGGCAUUCUACCCUUCUUUGGCCAGAGAGAUGACGGUCAACUGCACUUAUAACGAGAGCCAAGAUGGGUACGGCUUCACGCCGCAAAGCCUUGAUUUGUGUAAAGUAUGCCGACUCACGCCGGUUGUCUUCAACGCAACGACAACGUGGAUGGAGAACAUGACUUACGUUGUCGAUGAUGCUGUGAAUGUCACGUGUGCAGAGAAUAAAACCUUCUCCCUGGGGAGUGACCAGGUGGGAAUUCUGUGCAAGGAGGUUGGUUGGGAAGUACCUCCGCCAUGCCAUGACGCUUGCACCGGCGACCCCCCUGAGCCCGGACGAAACAUGACACAGCUCAACUUCACUUCUAACUUCAUUGGCGACAAUGUGACGUAUGUGUGCGAACCUGGACACUUCAUCCCAAGCACGUUCCCUGACCUGCUGAACGAGACGGCCGUUGUGUGCGGCGAAGACCAUCUCUGGAGGGCGUCCGGCACGGGGCUGGAGUGCGCAAUAAUUUGUGUGGAGGAUCCUGUGACCCCCCCACCUCCCGCGAUCUUAUCCUGGGAUGGCCAGAAUCGCACCUAUGGCACAGAGGUGUUGCUUGAAUGCCCCGACGGCCUGAGAUUCGCGGACGAAAGAACCAACAUAUCUUUGACGUGUCAGGAAGACGGGAAUUGGACACAGCCUGACCAAGACCUACUCAUCUGCAGAAUACGAGCAGAGGAGCCUCCCGAGAAUGUAACGGGCGCCUCCCUCGAAGGACCCGACCCUCCCCACUGGAAAGACUCGGUCCUCAACUACACCUGUAACGAUGGCUGGUUAACGACCUCGGGAGAAAAACAAACGACCGUCAUGUUCACUGGGACGACCUGGGUGAUGAAGGACCCUGACUUCGCUUGUUGGAAAGUGGCAGAAGGACCCCCGGAGAACAUCACCGACGCCACGCUUGAAGGACCAGAGGCCCCCUACUGGAAGACCGUGACCCUCAACUUCACUUGUCACGAAGGCUACUUAACCACCGGAGGGGAAAAGUGGACCAAUGUCACCUUUAACGGGACGGACUGGGUGUUGGGUGAUCAUGACUUUGCCUGCUGGAAGACUUGUGAUGAGGAUCCUGUUAGACCUCCAGCACCUGCGACCUUCACCUGGGAAGGCCAAAAACGGACGUAUAUGGCAAAGGUUUUGCUUGAAUGCCCCGACGGUCUGAGAUUCGCGAACGAGAGCACUUACAUCACUUUGACGUGUGAGGAUGACGGGAAUUGGACACAGCCUGAUGAAGACCUACUCAUUUGCAGAAUACGAGCAGACGAGCCUCCCGAGAAUGUAACGGGCGCCUCCCUCGAAGGACCCGACCCUCCCCACUGGAAAGACUCGGUCCUCAACUACACCUGUAACGAUGGCUGGUUAACGACCUCGGGAGAAAAACAAACGACCGUCAUGUUCACUGGGACGACCUGGGUGAUGAAGGACCCUGACUUCGCUUGUUGGAAAGUGGCAGAUGAACCCCCUGAGACUAUCACCGAUGCCAUGCUGGAAGGACCCGACCCCCCUUACUGGAAAACGGUGAGCCUUAACUACACUUGUAACGACGGCUACUUGUCCACUGAAGGGGAAAAGUGGACCUCAGUCACUUUCAAUGGAACGGCUUGGGAGACGGACAACCCCGAAUUCACGUGCUGGAAGGUGGCAUCCGAACCUCCCCAAAAUAUCACCGAUGCUACGUUAGAAGGACCUGAUCCGCCAUACUGGAAAACCGUUACCUUGAACUAUACGUGUAUUGACGGUUAUUUAACGGCCGACGGAACGAAAUGGACCAACGUUACCUUUGAUGGGACGUCUUGGAUACUGAGCGAUCCGGAUUUCGCAUGCUUGAUAGCUUGCCCGUCCCCCCCCGCGCCUGAAGCCUACGUCAGGAGAAACUACACAGGCAAGGGCGUAGAUGGUGACACAGCGUUAUACGUCUGCGCGGGGAUGUUCGACAGCGGCAACGACACGGUUGAAAUCUCAUGCUCGAGUGGCAACUGGAGUCUGGACGUCCUGCCAGAGUGUGAACAAUUCCGCGUGGUGAACAAGAGGCUAUGGGCAUUUAGGCGCUGUCUCUGGACCCAGUUCCAUGUGCCAAAAAUACAAUGGGCCAGACUGCGCGUCACUGGGAUCGUCGGGAUAUUCCGGGUCUUUGUUGGUGGGAAUUGUGUUCGCUUACAGUAA